AUGCCAAGUGCGGAGGAUCCCGCCGGGUUCGACCGGUCGAGGUCAUGGCGAAUCUCCGCGAGCGUGAAGGGGAUCAAGGAUCUCGUCUUUAGGGUACCGAUCGGAGACGGGACGCUGAAGGUCUCGGAGCUCUCGGAUAUGAUCAUGGAGCGCUUCGCGAGGCUCAGACCCGGGGACUCGACGCGUGCGGAGAAGCUGGAGGACGGAGACGGCGCGCUCCUCUUCCCGAACGAGCGCGUCUGCGACGUCCUGUUCGACAAGGGGCGCGUCGUGGCGGUGCUGUCGAACAAGUACACGCACAUGAUCCAGGACGCGGGCGGGGGCAAGAGGCCCACGAAGCGAAUCAAGGGCGCGGGAGGCGGCAUGCAGGUGGUCGCGGUGCAGGCGUACAAACGUGACGACGAUGAGUUCGAGUAUAUCACCCCAACCGUGGAGGAAAUAAUGGACGUGGACACCAGGAGGCAGGAGAAGCGGGUGAAGUGCCCGCUGUGCGACCAGAUGUUCGCCACCGCGUCUAAGGUGGCCUUCCACAUUAAGACGCACAAGGACCACCCCGACCUGCAGCAGGCCAUAAUGGCCAUGGACGAAAACACCGCCUUCUCCGAAGAAAGGGAGCGGAGGUUCUUCUGUCCAUCGCCCAACUGCGCCCACAACUGCGACGACAACGGCGAGCUGGCGCACCCGUUUAUGGACUUUCCCACCCUGCGGAAGCACUUCCUCAGGACCCACGUGGCGGAGAAGCCCCACAAGUGUAAGAUAUGCGACAAGGCGUACGCCCUCAAGUCCGACAUGCAGACGCACGAGAGGGGUUGCGGGAAGGCGUUCACGUGCGAGUGCGGGAGGCGAUACUCGCAGCGGUCCAACCUCAACGCGCACAUCAGGAAAAAAGCCGCCGAGGGCGCCGCCGAGGGUGCGCACAAGCUGAAGCGUCCCGGGCCGCCGGCCAUCGCCGGUCCUGCCGCGGGGGCUGUUAACGUGCCCCCGCCCCCGAGAGGAGCGGAUCCGCAGAGGAGCGUCCCGGAGCUCCUCCACCAUCUCAGCGGCUAG
This is a messenger RNA of Micromonas commoda, 1047 nucleotides long. RefSeq lists its product with no specific name. Gene Ontology annotation, cellular component: nucleus. Lineage: Eukaryota; Viridiplantae; Chlorophyta; Mamiellophyceae; Mamiellales; Mamiellaceae. The transcript is spliced from 2 exons. Bases 1 to 1047 code for a protein of 348 amino acids. Gene Ontology annotation, biological process: regulation of transcription by RNA polymerase II. Gene Ontology annotation, molecular function: transcription cis-regulatory region binding; DNA-binding transcription factor activity, RNA polymerase II-specific. The record is from RefSeq and is a predicted model, not a curated record.